Messenger RNA from Uranotaenia lowii, 3570 nucleotides. RefSeq names its product rab11 family-interacting protein 5 (gene Rip11). The record is from RefSeq and is a predicted model, not a curated record. Gene Ontology annotation, molecular function: small GTPase binding. The coding region runs from base 820 to 2568 and encodes 582 amino acids. Gene Ontology annotation, biological process: regulated exocytosis. Gene Ontology annotation, cellular component: intracellular membrane-bounded organelle. The transcript has 4 exons. NCBI's taxonomy places the organism in Eukaryota, Metazoa, Arthropoda, Insecta, Diptera, Culicidae.
UCGUUCACAGCGCAGUCAGUCAGUUCAGAGGGGAGUGUUUUUAGUUCCGUGGCGAACAUCAGUCCAUUUCAUUUGGCCAGAGAGAUCAUUUCGCGGAUCGAGUAAAGUUCCGUCCACCCGUCGCGCAAGUGUACCUUUUUCAGUGUUAUAAUGUUUCGAGUUGGGUUUUAAUUGUGCGUUGUAUUUUAUAUCUUUCGACAAUCGGUGCUGCAUUCGUUUUUUUUUCAUCAACUCGAUGCUGUGUCUGGUGACUCAGAGAUAUUUUUUCAAUGUUGUAAAUUGAAUUUUCGCUGGUGGAUGUUCGAUUGCUGAAUUGCGUCGUGGCCUUUCUCAAAUUGGCUUGAUCGACACUUAUGUGGGAAUGAAGAUCCAUCCAGUUGGAUGUUGAGAAGAAGAAAUUCCUCCGGAUUGCCUAGCAGGAUAUUAAAACUUUCUUGGAGGAAAAUAGGAGAAAUCUGGCGACCCAAUUCGAGGACACAAUAAAGAAAGAUUGCCUUCAAGAUCAUCGAUAGCUGUUGCUGCUGCUGGCAAGCAUAAUAUCAGAAAAAAAAGUUUGUGUUGUAAGGAUACUCCUCUGAGUAGCCUCUCUGUUUUUGGAAAAGUGAUUGUGCAGUGGCCUUACACGGGUAAAAAUUAAGUUAAUCUCUAACGAAGCAAACAAAAUUCGCUUUUAAGUUUUUGUUGGUUAUUGUGGGGAAGUUGCCAGUUGCCGUCACGUCUGUUGGGGAAGCCAGCUGACAUCCGGAUCAACCACGAUCGCCAAAUCUGACGUUAGUCAGACAGCUGCAGUGCUGUCCGGAUUGCUAAACAUUCAUCAAAAUGUGGAGCCCCACUCACAUUCAAGUCACCGUUCAACGCGCCAAAGGACUGCUCAUCAAAGGCAAGCAUGGAACCAACAACUGUUUCGUCAUCAUCGCCCUAGGGAAGGAUAAGUACCAGACCUCCGUCAAGGACAAGGCGGUGGAAUCGGUCGAGUGGCACGAGGAAUGCGAGCUUCAAAUUCCGACCCAAGGCAAUCGAGCCGAACUGGUACUGACGGCACUGCACCACAACAGCCUCGGAAUCGAUGAGUUUCUGGGCCAGGUAGUGCUGCCACUGAAUGAAAUGGACGUUUACGAGCGGCCUCGAUCCCGCUGGUUCAAAUUGCAAAGCAAACCCGGUAAGGAGAAGAAAAAGGAACGCGGUGAGCUGGAAGUUCGGAUCGCUUUUACCGUGAAGGCCGGUUCCUUGACGGAUCUGAGCAAAAAGGAAAAGAGCAAGAGCUCGAUCAGUAAUCUGGCCUCGAACGUGGGUGGAUCGCUGUUGAGUAUUGGGGCAAUUGAAAAGCGCAAGGGUUUGAAGAAGUUUGCAAAAUCAUUAGGCUCCAAGGUUCACAUAAGUGGGAUCGGAAAAAAGAAACACAAGGAUGGCGAUGCUGGGCCAGAUGAUUCUUCCUUUACAGGGAGUUAUUCUAGCAUUGGUACACCCAGCGGCCUUCAGUCUAGACUAUCCAGACAAACGUUUGGCGAUGCUGAUCCAGGGGUCAUCAGCGAGGACGAAGACGAAUUUGUGUUUGACAAUCUUUCGCACAAGAGCUCUGGAAGUUCGCUGAACACUCGAGCCCAUAGUGCUCAGGUAUCUGGACACAUUCUACCGAAAUCGGCAACUCCAUCUAGCUCUUCGACUCCCGAUGAAACCAGAAAACACAAAGGGGUUACUCUUCCACCUUCUAAACCACCCCGUGUUGCCUCAGAAGGGGAAAGCGAAGCACCAGCAAAGGUGGACGAAUGGGAACAGAAAUUAUAUGGAAAGCAUUUAGAAAUUGGUAGCACAGAUUCGCUUAAACGGAGGUCAUGGGAGAGCUCUCGCGUAAUGCUAUCUGUCCAGCAGGAAGAACAGGAAGAAGAUCAGUCACCAGUCAAACACUCUGAUGAACCUGCCCCCAUCUCCGUAACAGCGCCAACCUCACCGAUACUAAACGAUAAAUCCCACAAGGAUGAUGACAAACCUAAGCCCCUUCCACGGGCCGGCUCCCAGGAUAUCUCCAAAGUCAACGACAAACUCAUCAUGGACAAUCCGAGCAUCACUAGUAGCAGUGUGCACAACAGCCGCAAGUCUAUCAACCAUCCCUCGCCAAAGCAAGAGAAAGAAUCUUUCACCAAGAAGCUUAAACACUUCAUCAAAGAUCACCGAGCGGAAUCCAUGGAAAAUUUAUCCAGCAAAAAGCAUCUCAAUGGCACGGCCAAACAUCAUCCCCAGCUUCAGCAGCAGAUCCACCAUCACCACGAGCGGAUCAUAAUCGGAGGCGAAAAUGGAACGGGCGAUCAGAUAGCCACGCUGGCCGGCCUACGUCAGAGCAAACUCGUGACGGAAGUCUCACCCGAGAUCCUCGCAAAGUAUGAAGGCAAAACGCGCGAAGAUAUGAUGAAGAUUGCACACAACCUCGAGAACGAGGUUAGCUACCAGAAGCAGAAGGUGAAAGAGCUGGAAGACUAUCUGGACAGCUUGCUGCUAAAGGUGAUGGAAUGCCACCCGAGAAUACUCCAGAACCCUUACCAGAAGAACAAUAUGCCCACCAAAAGUGGAUGAUUUGCCCUUCUUCCCUUACAGCAGUGCCGUCGUGGGCAAACAGCAGCAUCAUCUGAGCGAUUGCAUAUAUCUUUAGGGCUUCUAGUUAAUACAUAUAAUUUACAAACGAGCUGUUGAUUGGCAAAACCAACAAAUUUAAAGAUAGCGAACCCUACCUACUAACACAAUCCCAAUCAGAGGACUGAGACCGCGUUGCAAUUAAUUUUUCACCCAUCGUACUGACAGAAUCCCCCUAGAAAGGAAUUAAAAAAAAACACUUAAUCUACCAGAUUCGCAUUUGGAGAAACCUUAUCCAUCCCGCGUUGUUGAGGAAGCAAAACGUGUUGAGUAGAAAAACUUUAACAUACCACUCCUGAUAGUAAAAAAAAGUGAUCAUCAAAAUUGUGGGUGCCUUUCGUCUAAACCAAAUGAGGAAGACGUUAAGCAGAGCGAGUAACUGCAUUCAAAAAGACAUUUAGCUAUUGACCAUUUUGAAGAAAUAAAAAUAAAGUAGAAAAUUCUAGUUCCAAUUUAGUAUGUUCAACCAAUCGAAAUAAAACCGUCACCUAAUUUUAAACACAGUAACUCAUUUUGAUGUCUUUAUGUUUUGUUACUUUUGGAUAUUCCUUUUUUUUUAACUUACUUACAUCUAUUUACCUGAAAAUCCACUAAUAAUGUAUUUCUAUUUAUUGGAAGGAACUCUAAACUGCUAAAAGUGAACGAUAAUAGGAAGAUGCAUAUUAAAAAAAGUUAUAUCAAUAGUGAUUUUCAUUUAUUUACAAUCUACUUAUGUAAGAAAACGAACAACUAUACUAUACGAUUUACCUACAUAUACAUACUUAUAUGGAAAUAAAUAACAAUUUUUACAAGAGCGUCCAUAAUCGAGACGAGGUGGUUCUACGUAAACCAAGAUUAUGAUAAUGUACCAAUCCCCAAUAUUGAUACGACCGUUUGGAGAAGAAGAAAUGGGUCGUGCUUCUUGUAAUGCAAAUAUGAAUAAAAUCGUUAAAUUUUUGCAAGCAA